CACACUUUCUUCUAAACUCCUCAAGAUCUGGCUGCAAACAUAAAACCUGCAGCGAGGGAAAACGGCUUCCUCUUACACGAAAUAGCCAAUCGUAGGAGAGCCCUUCCAGCCAAUCAGAGGCGGGAAAGGCGGGACCUUCCUUCUGACGCCUCUCGCCCUGUUGGUUCAACAGACUACACGUCCCAGCAUGCCCGGAUGCCCCGCGCAUGACAAGUAGAGCGCGGUGUGGAGCGGGCGGCUGCUCGGUGCUGGGUUCAGAGGCCAUGGAGCCCGCGUGGCGUCAGCAAGGCAGGGGGCGUGGCCGCGGUCAUGACGCUCAGGGUCAAAGGUCACGACCCCUGCCGAAGGAGAGAGAGAGGUCAGGAGGUGCUCCUGAACAUCCACAAGCAGGACAGCCGGUCCCGUCCAGGUUUGAGGAGAUCCGAAAGUCCAACCAGGCUGCUGCCAAGCGACUGGUGGAGAGCCACCUCAGCUCCUCGUCCUCCGACGAAGACCAGGAUGGGACGGAUGAUGGAGACACGCAGAGAGGCAGGAUCCUGGAGUCCACCUUUACCUCCUACACCAACCAGACAGGUGGAGAUUCAUCAGGUCUGGUCAAAACCGGUCAGUACCUCACAGACCUGUUCCAGUCUGGAGCUCUCACCUGUCUGAUCUGCAUCGCCUCAGUCAGGAGGACACAGCAGGUGUGGAGCUGCUCCGGCUGUUUCUCUCUCUUCCACCUGCCCUGUAUCCAGAAGUGGGCCAGAGACUCUGCCUUCCUCGUCUCCUCCAUCACUGAUGAAGACUUUGGUCAGAAGCAGCACCCCUGGCCCUGUCCCAAGUGUCGGACAGAAUAUCCUCCCAGUGCCACGCCCAACAGGUACAUGUGCUACUGCGGGAAGCUUCAGGACCCUCCAGCUGAUCCCUGGUUGGUUCCUCACUCCUGUGGUUCCAUCUGCCAGAGAGAACUCAAACCUACCUGUGGACACACCUGUCUGCUGCUCUGCCACCCUGGUCCCUGCCCCCCCUGUCCAAAGAUGGUGUCUGUGUCCUGCAUGUGUGGCAAGGCUAAGCCCCUCCCACGCCGCUGCAGCAACAAGGCCUGGUCAUGUCAGCAGAGGUGUGGGAAGCUGUUAUCCUGUAAGCAGCACACCUGUUCCCAGCCCUGUCACCCAGAGUGCUCUCCAUGUCCCAGAGUCAGCUUUCAGAGGUGUGUGUGUGGACGACAGACCUCAGAGAGACCGUGCUCCAGCCCCCGUUGGACCUGUCAGCAGGUGUGUGGAGCUCCGCUCACCUGUGGCCACCACACCUGUGAGGAGGUGUGUCACCAAGGAAUCUGUCCUCCUUGUCCUCGCUCUAUCAGCAGAUCCUGUCCCUGUGGGAAGACCAAGUCGUCUCUGCCUUGUACAGAGGAAGUGUCUUUGUGUGGCGACACGUGUGACCGCCGUCUGUCCUGCUUGAAGCACACCUGCUCUAUGAGGUGUCACCGAGGGAGCUGCGAGACAUGCAGACAGGAGGUGGAGAAGGAGUGCAGGUGUGGGAAACACAGGAAGUUGAUGCCAUGCCAUAAGGAAUACCUGUGUGACUCCAAGUGUCCGAGGACCAGGAACUGUCAGAGACACCAGUGCAGGAGGAAGUGCUGCCCUGGCACCUGCCCUCCGUGUGAUCAGGUGUGUGCUCGUACUCUGGGAUGUCGUAACCACAAGUGUCCGUCCGUCUGCCACCAAGGUAGCUGCUAUCCCUGUCCAGAGACCGUGGAGGUCACCUGCACCUGUGGAUUUACCGUUCUGACGGUACCUUGUGGUCGUGAGAAGAGCACCAAACCCCCGCGCUGCAAGGAGCCCUGCAGAACCCCCCCCUCCUGUCACCACCAGACCCGGGAGUCUCAUCGGUGCCACCCGGGCCCGUGCCCCCCCUGCACACAGACCUGCCUGCUGCCGCUACCUGGAUGCAGCCAUACCUGUCCUCAGCCCUGCCACGACCUGGUGCUGGUCCGGUCCCAGCAGGUGCAGCUAGCAGGCCCGUGGGAGCAACAAUCAGAACCAGCUUUUGUACAGAAAGCUUUUCCGUGUCCACCGUGCCGAGUCCCCAUCCCAACGUCCUGUUAUGGAGAACAUGAGGUCAGCCCGGUACCGUGUCACCAGCAGGGCCGGUUCUCCUGUGGUCGAGCCUGUGGGCGCCCUCUGUCAUGUGGGAACCACUGCUGCAGCAGGGAGUGUCACCUGGUUACCAAUGGCAACGAGUGUGAGGUGUGUGAGGAGGGAUGCAGUAGGCCCCGCCCUCCGGACUGCCCACACCCCUGUCCCCGCCCCUGUCACCCUGGUGACUGUCCCACCUGCACCCAGAUGAUCCGCCAGCGCUGCCACUGCAGGAUCAGCACGCUCUACGUGGAGUGCACGAAGUUAUCAUCAGCUGAUGAGCAGACCAAAGUUCUACUGGGUUCCUGCAACAACCAGUGUCCUAGACAGCUGAGCUGUGGCCAUCGUUGUAAGCAGGCGUGUCAUCCAGGUGUGUGUGAGGAGAAGUGCCAGCAGAAGGUGAAGGUCAGG
Nothobranchius furzeri (turquoise killifish) is the source of this 2528-nucleotide messenger RNA. The record is from RefSeq and is a predicted model, not a curated record. NCBI's taxonomy places the organism in Eukaryota, Metazoa, Chordata, Actinopteri, Cyprinodontiformes, Nothobranchiidae.